AUGAAAUAAAAUUUAGUAAAUUAUAGGAAAAGAAUAUCACAAAUUGUUUCUUCUACUUUUUUUUAAGAAUAAAAGGUCCUAGAAAAAGACGAGUAACCACCACAUAUGAUUAAAAACAGAAUAAAAUCUUUGCAUCUACCCGAAUUAUAAUAAUUGAUGGAUAAUUCUAUUGAAUUAGAUUUUAGUGGGCGUAAAACAGCGUAAAUAAAUCAAACAAAUAAUAUCAGUGUUUUUUAAUAAGUCGAAUAAACAAAUGAAGGAUCACUGAAGAAAUCUUUAGUUUUAUCUAGAAAUUCUUCACCAAGAAAUCGUAGGCCACAAAGAAGAGGUACUCUUUUUUUGAUAGAUGACAAUUAAUAAAAGAAAUAUGAAUUAUGGGCAAAUAAGUUAAGAAAGAGAACAACAGAUAAUUUUAUCAAUAUAAUUUUGAAUCAUUAUAUUGAACUACUUGCUUCAAUGUAAAUGAAAAAUUACAAAUAUUUGAUUGAUAUAUAUUGUGAUAUUGGAGAAUAAUUAUUAUAAAGUCCAAUUAUAUUGAUUCGAUUUACUCUUUUUAUUGGAUCAUACUUUUUAGAGAUGAAUGAUUUUAAUAAAAGCAGUUUCCUAUCUAAACAAUUGUUUAUAAUUAGUAAAAUGUUAUCUUUAUAUAAAGAGAGAUCUAGAAUCAUGCUAUUUAUUUCUAAGAUUUGUUAGUAAGGAUAAUAAUAUGAAUAAUCUUUAUAAAUAUUAGAAGAUGGAUUAAUUUAUAGUUGGUUGAGUAAUGGAUAAGAAGAAGAGGCUCAAAUAUAUGAAUCAAUGGGGAUUUCAUUAUUUUAUAUGUAAUAAUAGAAGAAAGCCAGAAUAUUUCAUUUUAAAUAUGUAAAUGGACAUUUAGAACCACAUAAUUCAUAGUUAAGAAUUUCAAUCAUAUAAUAAUUAUAAUUAUAAGAAAGAUUAUUAAAAUAGAAAGGAGAGAAAUAAGAUGAUAUAAAUGAAGCAGUAAUUAAUAGAUUAUAAUUUCCAUUUUUGAAGAGAGAAAGGAAUAAAUUAAUUAAGAAGAUUGAUAUAUCUUUAUUUGAAGAAAAUAUAAAAUACGUGAUAAAUGAAUUGAGUUCAAUAAUGAAUUAUGAGAGUAUAUUAAUGAGGGAUAUUUAAAAUCAAUAACCAAAAAUGAAAUUACGAGAUUUAGGAACAAUUACUGAAAAGUUUUUAGAGUUGAAAAGAAAGAAUAUUAGACUUUAAUGGAAAUAAAGAGAAAGAAUUAAAAGCUUUACUAUUGAUAAUAAUAUAAAUGAAUAUCUUACAUAAAGAAAAAAGUCUAUUGUAGAUUGUUAAGUUUUAUUUAAAAAAAUACAUGAUGAUAUUGGAUAUAAGAAAGACAAAGAAUUAGAGCCUAUUCUUAUUAAUUAUAGCCAAAAGAAAUAAUUGAUUUUANUAAAACAGCGUAAAUAAAUCAAACAAAUAAUAUCAGUGUUUUUUAAUAAGUCGAAUAAACAAAUGAAGGAUCACUGA
Paramecium sonneborni is the source of this 1491-nucleotide messenger RNA. NCBI's taxonomy places the organism in Eukaryota, Ciliophora, Oligohymenophorea, Peniculida, Parameciidae. The record is from the annotation of a GenBank genome assembly.